CGUGCAAUACGUAUUAGCCGCAACGUUAAUGCAAAGGAAAAUCUACCAAUCACAGUAUGCACAAGUGACCUUCAAGUGCUCAGCCUCUCCAUAAGACAUUUGUGCCACUACACUCUCUCAUGUCGAAAUGGUUCAGAGCUCUUCAUACAAGCCUUUUUUAAUUGGUGUUAGUGGGGGAGCCGCUUCAGGGAAGACAGAAGCAUGUCAAAAAAUAAAAGACGUCUUAUUCAAGAAAGCAAAAGAAAAGAAAGUUGUGGUUCUCACCCUUUCAUCCUUUUAUCGUGAACUUUCUGAUGAAGAGCGUAAAAUGGCGUUAAAUAGUGAAUUCGAUUUCGAUCAUCCCAAUUCAUUUGAUUUCAAAUAUUUGGCCGAGGUUUUAAGAAAAAUCAAACAAAGGGAACCGGUAGUCCUUCAUACCUACGAUUGUUCUGCUUAUUCUAGUACUCCAGAUGUUCAAGAAAUCCCAGAAGAUGUUGAUGUUGUAAUUGUUGAAGGAAUAUUAACAUUCUAUCAAAAGGAAGUUCGAGACUUAUUUCAUCUGAAAAUUUUUGUGGAGUCUGAUGCCGACACUAGACUUUGCAGGAAAGUUUUGAGAGAUGUUUCCACGAAAGGUCGUCGAUUGGAAUCCGUGCUCGAUAGUUACUUUAAGUACGUUAAACCGGCAUUUGAGGAGUUUUGUUUACCUGUAAGUUACUUUUAAACUAUGAAUUUAUUGAAGCUUUCAUCAUUAUCUAGACCAGUCAGCUAGUUCAUAUUUAUUUACAUUGUAUUUUAUCACAUUAACGCAGAUAAUUUCAUUCCAGGCCUUUAGAAUCUUAUAGUGGUAAAACUUCAUUUCUUAAUUUUUUUCGUUGGCGUCUAUUUUUGGUUUCGACGUUAUUUUUUGUUUCUUGGGUAGUUUACAAGGAAAACAAGAUGCUUUAGUUUUACGAAGGUGUUCUGGCUAAUAUCAAGCCAGAUUCUCCCAUAAAACUUCUGCACUAAACACUUGUGGCCUGCUGUUUUAAGUAAUUUUUACUUCUGUGCGCUUAGAGUGGUAUACUGAAAUGAAGUAACUACUAAACCAUUAUUUUAAGUUACUCUUUGACGAUCUGGUCGUGCUGUGUAGAUUUUCUUCUCGGGGAUGAGUCUCCUAUGCGGUUUGAAAGUUCAUUUGUCUACAUUACAUAAAGACUUCGUGUAAUCAUCCAAGUGAAGAAAUGUCAUGGAAAAAAUAGUAUAAUUUUUAUGCUGUUUGACGUAAGUUCUCUUAAGGUAAGUCGUUAAAGAGGAGUUCAGAUCUAAUAACAGUGAGGUAAUAAGUAGUGCUACAUUCUGUCCACUGUACUGAUACAACAUGUGAGUAUCUUUCGAGUAUGUUGCACAACCACAUCAAGUCCGACUUUGAGCUCUACCUCCUGCUAACACAAUCAAUAUUUAUUUCCCCAUGGAAGCUAUUCAGAAAAUUAGUUUCACAGGUGAUCCGGUAGGAGGGCUUCGUCUUCUGUUUCUGAAAGCGUUAUUGAAGGUAUAAGUCUCCAAAGGGAUCUCUAUGAAGAAAGCACCAUUGGAAAAUUGAUUCAAUAAAAACUGUCGUACUACAUAAUAUCAUCUACUGAUCUUUAUAUCCACUACUUUCUGUUUCUUAUAUUGACAUGGAGUAUGUGAGCUUUGUCAGGUUAGGCUCCCGUAGAGGUUUUUUUGUUUAUACUUCAGAGGAACAUUUAUCGUUACUAUACUACAGGGGGAGUGAUCAUAGGGUUCGAUAUGCUAGAAAUCUUGUUCUUUUAUCUUAAAGUUUUACAAAUGUUAUUGUUGGCAUCAACAUUGCUACUAUUAUUGUCGAGCUUAUUUACACUAAGGAGAACAAAAAGAGGCAAAACGCGGUCAUUACAACCAAUGUAGCAUCUGUGUAGUAACUUUUCAUCUUCCUGUUAGGUAUACGUAGGUACAUCAUAUUUGAAAUGCCUUAGAACAAGGAUAUGUCAGUUGGAAACAGUCACUCAUGUUUGCUGUCAUAUAAUAAUAUAUUAUUUUAUUGUCCCUUGGGUUCCGAGUGGAACAUAGGCUUCAACAACACAUCUCCACUUUGUUCUAUUUUCUGGCGUCCUCUUCAGCUGGGUUCACGAUUGUCCAUAGUCUCUCAUCUCUUCUUCGCACUAUCUCCUCCAUGUCACCCUAGGACGACCCACUCGUCGCUUCCCAGUUGGAUUCCACUCGAGGGCCUGACGCGCGAUAUAUAUAUAUAUAUCCUGUGAUUUCAACAUCAAACGGUGAAACAUAGCCUGUUCAUAUGUCUGGUGUACAAGUAAAUUAUCCAAUUCAAUUAUUUAGAUUUUCGCCCGUUUGUAAUGUGUAUCUAAUAUGUGGUAGUGUUCUUGUCAGAAAAAGUAACGGUUACUAUUUCAUUUCCACUACUUUUGCAGUCAGUGUAACGAUAAACUAGGCCUUCCAACACAGUAAAUUCGAUAUUAUAGUUUGCCUUUAAAAACUUAUGAAACUUGACUUCCUUUAACCAAUUAAUGUGGUUUAACUAGCUAUUCAGGUUGAAAACAAUAAUAUCUUUACAAUGACGCACCUGUUAAUGAAGCGGUUGAUGGAAUUAGGAGAUAAGAUUGAUGCGCAAAAGUGUACCCAGCUCUUAAAGCAACAAUUAUUCGAACAAAAUACAAAAAACUCACCACAGUUUUGCUACUACCUUAAGUUUUUUUAUUGUUAAAUAAUUAGUCAUGUGCGUAUAAUGUAAGAAAACUUGAGUCGCGUUUAUUAAUCUAGUAAAAAACUGAUAUCUAGGUAACUUUAAACAAUGUAUAUCUUUUAUGAGUAACUUGUUUUUAACAAGUGUAUUUUUUUAAAAAUACUUUUGUUCAGACUAAGAAGUACGCUGAUGUGAUUCUACCUCGGGCUCCGGAUAAU
Messenger RNA from Trichobilharzia szidati, 2895 nucleotides. The record is from the annotation of a GenBank genome assembly. Lineage: Eukaryota; Metazoa; Platyhelminthes; Trematoda; Strigeidida; Schistosomatidae.